AUGGCCUAUCUCCCUAGGCAAGCUGGAACCAUCGUAGCAUUCAACCUCCACCCUUCCAGGUUCCGUCCCAAGUUCCAAACCGCAAGGAACCAUAAGAAAGAGGGGUUGUUCCUGAAACACCACCAUUUUCUCCGUCCAUUCAUUCUCUUCUCUCACCCGACCUGUAUAUACCCCGGAAUUGCACUCCUCAACCUUUUCACAACUUCCUCUCUCAGCUUCCUCUCUCAUUCAUCUCCAACACAAUCCAUCCCAGUAACCGCAAACAUUCCACAAUUAUUCUUCCAUCUUCAAGCCCAAAAUGGCACUCAAACCCACCACCACAACGCCCACCUCCCCGUCCGUUUUCAAAACCACCCCCUCCCGCCUCACCCUCCUCUGGCUCCUCAUCUCCCUCCCCCUCGUAAUCUGGGACACCCUCUACGUGUUGCUAAGACCACACACCAUGCCCGGCGGAUCCCUGCACUACCCGCUCUGGACGCCCUACGAGCUGUACGGACGCGUCGAUCACGUGUACGGGUGGAAGGCGUGGGACGAGCAGAACGGGUUCACGGCGGCGCAGGGGAUGAUGAAUGCGGUGGAGACGGCGAUGUAUUUGGUUUAUGCUUGGGGGGUUUUGGGGAGUGGAACGAAAGGGGAGGGGAGAAAGGGGGCCGCGGUGUUGUUGGUGGGGUUUGCGGCGGCGGUGAUGACGUUGAGUAA
This is a messenger RNA of Sordaria macrospora k-hell, 699 nucleotides long. NCBI's taxonomy places the organism in Eukaryota, Fungi, Ascomycota, Sordariomycetes, Sordariales, Sordariaceae. The record is from RefSeq and is a predicted model, not a curated record.